AUCUUCUAAAUUCAGCGCCACCAUGCAGUGCGUACUCAGGAAAGCCCGCGAUGAGAAAGCCCGCGCCUUACGCCUACUCAGCACUAGCGCCAACAGCAAGCACCCCAAGGUCGGCGUCCUGCUGAUGAACAUGGGUGGGCCGCGCACACAAGACGACGUCAAGCAGUUCCUUGACGGCAUCUUCCUUGAUCGCGACAUCAUGACGCUACCGGCACAGAACCUGCUUGGCCCUUUCAUCGCUAAGCGGCGCGUGGAGAAGGUCAAGGACCAGUACAGGCAGAUCGGCGGUGGCUCGCCCAUUGAAAAGUGGACCAGGCUGCAGGGUGAGGGCAUGGUGAGGUCGCUGGACCAGAUCUGCCCAAAGACUGCGCCGCACCAGUACUACGUGGGCUUCCGCUACACUGCGCCCGAUACGCAGGAAGCGCUGGAGGAAAUGAUCAGGGAUGGUGUCGAGCAUGUCAUUGCAUUCACGCAGUACCAGCAGUUCUCAGGAUCGACCACUGGCAGCAACCUGAACGAGCUGUACCGCAAGCAGAAGGAGCUGGACCCAGAGUCCAGGCUGCAGUGGAGCUUCAUUGACCGCUGGGGCACGCACCCAAAGUUGGUGUCGGCGUUUGCUGAUCGUGUCGAGGCGAAGGUGAAGGAGCUGGCUGAAGACGUGCGCGAUACAGCACCAAUCUUGUUCUCAGCGCACUCCCUCCCGCUUAAUGUCAUUGACCGUGGUGAUCCGUAUGUAGCGGAGGUUGGCGGCACCGUCGCCUACGUUGUCGAUGAGCUGCGCCGUCGGGGCAUCAAGAACCCCUACCGCCUCGUGUGGCAGUCGGCAGUCGGCCCGCUCAGGUGGAUGGGUCCCCAGACAGAGUCGGUCAUCGAGCAGUACGGCAAAAUGGGCUACAAAUCGCUAGUGAUGGUCCCGAUUGCCUUCACAUCGGACCAUAUCGAAACGCUGUUUGAGCUCGAUAUCGAGCACUCAACGACCUACCCGCCCUUCAUCGAUGCCUUGGCAACCAUUGUCAAAGAGCACAUUGACGCCGGGUUCCCAACCAGCAAUCAGCUUCUGCUGCCAGACCCCGGCUUCGAGUCGGAGCAGACAAAGACGACGCGCGAAUGGAUUGCUGCUCAGGCAAAAAGGCUAGGCAAGCCAGGCAACAGCUGGUAA
Linderina pennispora is the source of this 1159-nucleotide messenger RNA. RefSeq names its product ferrochelatase. The record is from RefSeq and is a predicted model, not a curated record. Gene Ontology annotation, molecular function: protoporphyrin ferrochelatase activity. Bases 23 to 1159 code for a protein of 378 amino acids. Gene Ontology annotation, biological process: heme biosynthetic process. NCBI's taxonomy places the organism in Eukaryota, Fungi, Kickxellomycota, Kickxellomycetes, Kickxellales, Kickxellaceae. The transcript is spliced from 2 exons.